AUGUCAUUGGUGUCUGUGCCAUGGACAAUAAGGCACGUUCAAAACCGAUGAGAAAUAUCUUGAAUCGAUUACUCGCAUUUGAACAGUUUGAAACAGUAAUAUUUGGUGACAAGGUUAUACUAGAUGAAGAUGUUGAAAAUUGGCCUGGAUGUGAUUUUUUCUUAUCAUUCUUUUCAAACGGCUUUCCCUUGGAUAAAGCAAUCGAGUAUGUUAAAUUACGAAAACCUUUUUGUGUCAAUGAUAUGCCUAUGCAAAAGAUUUUGUGGGAUCGGCGCCUUGUUUUAAAGAUUUUAGAUGGUUUAGGUGUUCCAACUCCUAAAAGACUUGUUGCGAGUAGAGAUGGUGGAAUAAAAAUUGAUCCUGAAACCAAUUUAAAAAUAAAAGCCGCCAUUGGUAAACCAAUUGAGCCCGAGCCAUUCACGCCAGCUGUGGUUGAAAUGUUGGAUCAGGAUACAAUAAGUGUUAAUAAUGAAAAAAUGCGAAAACCCUUUGUCGAAAAACCAAUAAAUGGCGAAAAUCAUAAUAUACAUAUAUAUUAUUCAUCUGAAAGUGGAGGUGGCGGGCGUAGAUUAUUUCGAAAGUUUGAUCCUAAUAUGUCAGAAGUCAGAACCGAUGGUUCUUUCAUUUAUGAAAAAUUCAUGGAUGUUGAUAACGCAGAAGACGUUAAAGUUUAUACUAUUGGACCUUCUUACGCUCAUGCAGAAACUCGCAGAUCGCCCGCAAUUGAUGGAAUUGUAAUGAGGAAUACUGAUGGAAAAGAGAUUAGAUAUAUUACAAACCUCACUACAAAAGAAAAAAAAAUGGCAACAGAUAUAACUUUGGCUUUUGGACAAACUGUUUGUGGAUUUGAUUUGUUGAGAGUCCACGGAAGCUCUUAUGUUAUUGAUGUUAAUGGAUGGUCUUUUGUAAAGGGAAACGAUGAUUAUUAUAGUAAUUGUGCAAAAAUUUUAAGAACAAUGUUUUUUAAUGCUGUUAGAAAAAGAAAAGUUAGCAUUGAUUCCAUACCAAAUGAAUUGAGAUUCGAGAAUUCGUGGCGUUUAAAGUCAUUCAUCUCUGUAUUUCGACACGCUGAUCGUACACCAAAACAAAAAUUGAAAUUUAGUUUUAGUAGUAAACCGUUUGUUGAUCUGUUAAAAGGAUCUUCAGAAGAAAUUAUCUUAAAGAAUGAAGAUGAACUUAAACAAGUAUUUGAGGCUACAGUUGAAGCAAUCAAAUUAAAAAGUGAAAAAAUUUCGAAAUUGGAACAGCUCAAAUUAGUUUUACACAUGAAAAGUGAACUACCAGGAACUAAAGUUCAAAUAAAGCCAUCUUACAAUAAAGAAGAUGGAACAUUCACAAAGUUGCAGUUGAUUGUAAAAUGGGGUGGUGAGUUUACACAUUCUGCUCGUUAUCAAUCUCGUGAUCUUGGUGAAAAUUUACGCAAAGAUUUACUAAUAUUGAAUCGAAGUAUACUUGAUGAUGUUAAAAUAUAUUCAAGUUCUGAGCGUAGGGUCAGUGCUACAGCGGAUUUAUUUGCCAGAACAUUUUUGAAUACCGAUGAUAUUCCGGAAGAAACUAUUCAGAAAUGUAAAAAGAUGCUAGAUGAUAGUAAUGAAGCCAAAGAACAAAUUGACGUUGUAAAAAGUCAAUUAACAAAUAUUUUAAACCCCAAAGACCCUUCCAAAGUAAAUUUAACGUGGCCAAAAGGACUUCCGAUGCCACAUAUAAUGGUUCAGGAAGUUAUAGAUAUAUUAAAAGGUUUACGUGAUAUAAUGCGAAAAAACCUUUCCACUUUGGAUAUAGAUAACAUCCAAUCAAGAUGGUGUUGUUCGGAAAAUCCACAUCUUUUUAAUGAAAGAUGGGAAAAAUUAUUUAGAGAUUUUUGUGAUGUAGAGCGUUUAAAAUUUGAGCCAAGUAAAGUUUCGGAGCUUUACGAUUCUUUAAAAUAUGAUGCUUUACACAAUAGACAAUAUUUGGAAACAAUAUUUGUUGAUCAAUCUGGCGACAAGAGUAUUGCAACAAUUAAAGUAUUAUAUCAACGUGCAAGGAUGUUGUUUGAUUUUGUUGCACCACGAGAAUAUGGGAUUGAAAAUAAAGAUAAAUUAGAGAUUGGACUUCUAACAUCAAAUCUUUUAUUACAAAAUAUAAUAAAAAAUCUAGAGGAAUCCAAACUUAGUCGGGCACCGUCUACAAGACUCUAUUUCACUAAAGAGUCUCAUGUGCAUACUUUAUUGAAUGUUGUGUUUUUAUCCGGCCUUCCAACACGAAUAUCUAAAAAUGAAGUACCAGAGCUUGAUUAUCUCACGCAAAUUACAUUUGAACUUUAUGAACGUCUUCGUGGAAUUUCUGGCGAGAAAGAGUAUUCAAUGCGUGUAGCAUUUAGUCAAGGUGCCCAUGAUCCAAAUAUUUUGGAUUUAAAACUUGAUGCACGGCAUUGUCUUAACGUGGCACCAAGAAAAAAUUUAACGGAUCAUCUGCCAUUAAACAAAGCACUUUCGUAUUAUAAAAAUAAAGUUUAUAAUCCUCAAACAGCUUCCUGUGAAGAAAAUAUGUCGGUUAAACCACCGUCACCAAAUUUUGACACGCUUAGGCUUAGUAAAUCAUUUUAA
Entrophospora candida is the source of this 2588-nucleotide messenger RNA. NCBI's taxonomy places the organism in Eukaryota, Fungi, Glomeromycota, Glomeromycetes, Entrophosporales, Entrophosporaceae. The record is from the annotation of a GenBank genome assembly.